Molecule: messenger RNA, 2590 nt
Organism: Seriola dumerili (greater amberjack)
Lineage: Eukaryota; Metazoa; Chordata; Actinopteri; Carangiformes; Carangidae
Gene: dgkab
Product: diacylglycerol kinase alpha-like
Exons: 24
Coding region: 104-2269 (721 amino acids)
Biological process (GO): diacylglycerol metabolic process; intracellular signal transduction; lipid phosphorylation
Cellular component (GO): plasma membrane
Molecular function (GO): calcium ion binding; ATP-dependent diacylglycerol kinase activity
Source: RefSeq, a predicted model, not a curated record
UCAACCAGCAUAUCAAAGUUCCGUGUGGUGGAGCUCCGUGUUUGGGACAGUUUUUAUUCACCUCUGCUGAACUCUGGGGACAGAGAGAGACAAGCUGAUCGGCAUGGCCUCCUCUGAUGACACAGAAGGGUCUCUGACACCUGUGGAUUUCAUCCAGCUGCAGCAGUACAUGGAAUACAGCAGUUUGAGGGUGAAAGAUGUGAUCAAGGACUUUCACCCUGGAGGUCGGCUGGCCCAGCACAGCUUUGGAGAGUGUAUGGACGCAGUGGGUUUCUGUCUCUUUCUCAAGACGUAUCUAGAGGUGGAUGACUUUCCCACAGAUUUCUGCCAACGCCUUUUUCGCUAUUUUCAACACGUAGAGCAGGAUGGGAACACGAAGAGUCCGUUACCCAAAGGAGGAGGGGUCUUUCUUCGUGAUGUGUCCUGUUACUUCUCAGUGCUGGAGGAAGGACAGCCACGAGAGAAGCUUGAAUUUACUUUUAAACUUUACGACAAAGACAACAACGGACUCCUGGACAGCUCUGAAGUGGAUCGUAUAAUCACCCAGAUGAUGCGGGCUGGUGAUUACCUGGGCUGGGAUGUGACUGAGCUCAGACCAGUGCUCAAAGACAUGAUGACAGCGAUCGAUCUGGACGACAGUGGGACCGUCACGCUGGAAGAAUGGGUGAAGGGAGGCAUGAACAAUGUACCUUUACUUGUUCUCCUCGGACUGAAGAUGACAGAGCGGGAUGGGCAACAUAUUUGGAGGAUGAAGCACUUUAACAAGCCGACCUACUGUAGUGUGUGUCAGGGCAUGCUGCUCGGCCUCGGGAAGCAAGGACUCUGCUGCACCUGUUGCAAGUACACCGUCCACAGUCAGUGUGCCAACAAGAAUCCCGAAGCCUGUGCUCGUACCUUUGUCAAAUCUAAAAAGGAGAUUAGUGUAGCAGCUCACGACUGGAUCAGAGCUGACUGUAACUCUACCAAGUGUCAGGUCUGCCACAAGAAGAUCAAAACUUUAGCAGGGAGGCGUUGUGUGUGGUGCCAGGAGAUGCGUCACGAUGAGUGUCUUUUCUCGGGCUUAUCCACCUGUGAUUGUGGACCACUGAGAGAUCAUAUACUGCCUCCGUGGGCCAUAUACGCCGUCUCAAAGGAGGAGGAUACCAACCUGUUAAAUGUUACUCCUGAUGGCCACAUCCUGCAGAUUGUUCCGAUUCCUGACACCCAUCCUCUGUUGGUGUUUGUAAACCCAAAAAGUGGAGGAAAGCAGGGUGAAAGAGUGCUCAGGAAGUUUCAGUACCUGCUGAACCCACGUCAAGUCUACAACCUGUCCAAUGGAGGUCCUGCACCAGGACUGCAGUUCUUCCACAAUCUGCGUGAAUACAGGAUCUUGGUGUGUGGAGGAGACGGGACAGUUGGGUGGCUCCUGGACGCUAUAGACAAAGCGGACCUCCAGGUGAAUCCUCCAGUAGCUGUGCUGCCUCUUGGUACUGGGAACGACCUGGCACGCUGUCUGCGCUGGGGAGGAGGCUACGAGGGGUCAGACUUGAGAGAGAUCCUGAAGGAGAUUGAGGCCAGCGAGAUGGUUCCCAUGGACCGCUGGAGCAUCCAGGUGAUACCAGAAGACCCCCAAGAAGCAGGAGACCCCGUACCCUAUGAGAUCAUCAACAACUACUUCUCUAUUGGAGUGGACGCCUCUAUUGCUCAUCGUUUCCACUCCAUGAGAGAGAAACACCCCCAGAGGUUCAAUAGCAGAAUGAAGAACAAACUUUGGUAUUUUGAGUUUGCCACUUCUGAGACCAUCUCUGCCUCUUGUAAGAAGCUGAAGGACUGUCUCAUGAUUGAGUGCUGUGGGAGACAACUGGACCUGAGCAGCAUGUCCCUGGAGGGCAUAGCUGUCCUCAACAUACCCAGCAUGCACGGGGGCUCCAACCUCUGGGGCGAGUCCAAGAAGCCUGAUGGUGUGCCAGAGGUGGAGCACAGUGAGGUUAUCAAUGACCCCGAACUUCUUAAAACUAUCUCACAGGACAUAAGCGAUAAGCGUUUGGAGGUGGUGGGGCUGGAAGGAGCUAUAGAGAUGGGACAAAUCUACACUGGGCUGAAGAGCGCCGGGCACAGACUGGCACAGACCUCUCAAAUUACCAUCAGGACAACCAAAGCCCUGCCCAUGCAGAUCGACGGGGAGCCUUGGAUGCAACCUCCUUGUAUUAUCCACAUCAAUCACAAGAACCAGGCUAACAUGCUCAUGGCUGCACCAACCAAACCAUCCAGCUUCUUUCACCUCAAGUAGAGCAGCACUUCCACUCCAUCCUCCAGUCUGCACACGGCCACAGUGGACCACCUAUAUUACUAUGAAAAUGAGUGUGUAACUGUGUGCUUUUAUUAUUAAGUGUUGAUGUGUGCUUCUUUUGCACGUAAUCCCUGAUAUGACUGAACUAUUUCAGAGUACAGACAAAUUGCACUUAUGCAGCGAUCACACUGACAGACCAACCUAGAUGUGCAAAUCUCACUACUCAGUCUGAUCACUGCUAUUGUGUGCCAACUUAAAUGUAAUGCACCCAUUUGUUGUGUUUGUAAAUAAAAGAGCUAAGCGUGUCUACAGUACAUGAAU